This is a messenger RNA of Anopheles bellator, 1374 nucleotides long. Its product is annotated as zinc finger protein 177-like. Gene Ontology annotation, molecular function: DNA-binding transcription factor activity; RNA polymerase II cis-regulatory region sequence-specific DNA binding. Bases 1 to 1374 code for a protein of 457 amino acids. NCBI's taxonomy places the organism in Eukaryota, Metazoa, Arthropoda, Insecta, Diptera, Culicidae. The record is from RefSeq and is a predicted model, not a curated record. Gene Ontology annotation, biological process: regulation of transcription by RNA polymerase II. The transcript is spliced from 6 exons.
AUGGAGACGUGUGUUUUGAUACCGCAAGAAUUUGCCCUCGCAGUGACAGGUGUCGGCGCUCGUCACUCGCCCGAACAGACGGCCACCGUUUGGUCCAGCGUGCCGAUUCCUCCGGGACGCCUCUGCUACCCGUUCCAGGGCACGGUACGGAUCGACAAGCUGGCCAUCUUUACCAGCCUGCCCGAGCAAGACAUUCGACAUCGGUUCGGACUCUACGACGAGAUAACCGCCGUCAAUGGGCGAACGGUGCGCCACUGCAACUGGAUCCGGUUCCUGCGCGUGUCGGAAACGUACGGGCCGCAGGUGAACGUGGUGUGCGCCAAGGUGAAAGGUGAGCCGAUCUACGAGAUCGUGAAGCCGAUCCCGUCGCACCAGGAGCUGGUCGUCUACUACCUUCCCGAGGGUCCCGAGGAGCUCUUCUUCAUCCGGAUGCGCAAUCAGCUGUAUCGGCAAACGAUGGACUCGAUUCUGGAAGAUUCCCCGCUGGAUCUCUCGACGUCGCUGCUGUCGCGGGUCAUGCUGCCGAUCUCGCCGCCGUCGGGCGCCGAGGACGAGCACAAGUCGGUGUCGGGCGACGACUCAUCGAUCUCGAUUUCAUCCGGGGCCAGCACCGGCGACCGCUGCGACGGGGCCGCCCUCGACCUGGAGCUGGCCGCCAUCACGGCCGGGGCCGCGCGCUCCUCGCCGAAGGCCCGCCCGGCGCCGCGCUCCGAGCGGGCCAUGUUGCCGUGCGAGGUCUGCGGCAAGGCCUUCGACCGUCCUAGUCUCCUGAAGCGACACAUGCGCACGCACACCGGCGAAAAGCCGCACGUCUGCGGCGUCUGCGGCAAGGGCUUCAGCACGUCCAGCUCGCUCAAUACCCACGUCCGGAUACACUCGGGCGAGAAGCCGCACCAGUGUCAGGUGUGCGGCAAACGCUUCACCGCCAGCUCCAAUCUCUACUACCACCGCAUGACGCACAUCAAGGACAAACCCCACAAGUGUGGCCUGUGCUCCAAAUCCUUCCCGACACCCGGUGACCUGAAGUCGCACACGUACGUCCACAACGGGUCCUGGCCGUUCAAGUGUCACAUCUGCUCCCGGGGCUUCUCCAAGCAGACCAAUCUCAAGAACCAUCUCUUCCUACACACCGGUGACAAGCCGCAUGUUUGCGAGAUGUGCAACAAGUCCUUUGCACUCGCCUGCAACCUUAAAGCCCAUAUGAAAACCCACGAAGAAAAUCAAUCGCCAGAGUCCGAGGUUGAAGUGGAUAGUGACCUACGCAGCGACGGCGAAGAGAUGAACCCAGUGCUCAACUACGAAAAGCUCGACGGAAGACAUCCGCGGUACCGUUGGAGACACACCAAACCGGAACCAAUUACGAGAAGUCGCUAA